GCAACACCCCGCCGGAGGAGCUUUAAGAGCUGCGCUGCGCUGCGCUGCGCACGCCUCGUCGCGCGCUCUGCAGAGAGACGGAAGCCCCGCCGGCACAGGACGCGCGGCACGCUGUGGACAACAUGUCUGAGAAGAAGCCCGUCCGCCUCUGGCUGCUCCUCAUCACCAUCUCCCUGACAAUGGCCCAGGACUGUUCUCAGCCCUGUGACUGCCCCUCUGACACCCCUCCCUGCCCCUUUGGCACCAGCCUGGUUCUGGAUGGUUGUGGCUGUUGUAAAGUCUGUGCCAGGCAGCAAGGAGAGCCCUGCUCCACCCAGGAGUCUUGUGACCACCACAAGGGCCUCUACUGUGACUUUGCAGUACUGAGUGACACAGAGGUGGGCAUCUGCACAGCCCAAGAUGGACAGACUUGUGACCUGGGAGGGGUCAUCUACCGUAGUGGAGAGACGUUUCAGCCUAGCUGCAAGCACCACUGUGUGUGUAUGAAUGGUGAGAUCGGAUGUGUGCCAACCUGUGCCAAUGACGUGUGGCUACCCACUCCCGACUGCCCGUACCCACGUCGUUUCCAGAUCCCUGGCAAGUGCUGCGACGAGUGGAUCUGUGACCAAACACCCCAGGACCACCUCUUUGAGUCAGCUAUGGCUGGAGGCUCUGACAUUCGCCCCUUGGUCUCUUCUUCCUCUCCUCUCUCAGUGUUCCGGCAGGUCUCUGCCCGGGGCCCGGUCCCAGAGAGCCCUAGGGUUAAUUGCAUUGUCCAGACCACCGAGUGGAGCGAGUGCUCGGCCACCUGCGGCAUGGGCAUCUCCUCCCGCAUCACCAACGACAAUGACCGCUGUCAACUGGGGAGGCAGACUCGCAUCUGCCUGAUCAGACCCUGCAAUGCAGACCAAGAGAAAGACAUCAAAGUGGGAAAGAAAUGUGUGCGGACCCCCAAGGCCCAUCGUAACAUGCGCUUUGAGCUCUCAGGGUGCUUUAGUACCAGACUCUACAAGCCCAAAUUCUGCGGCGUAUGCACAGACAAACGCUGCUGCACGCCUCACACCACUAUCACCGCCGAGGUGGAGUUUCGCUGUCCGGAAGGAGACGUCUUCAAAAAAAAGAUGAUGUUCAUCAAGACUUGUUCAUGCCACCACGACUGUCCUCAGGACAACGACAUCUUCCUGGCCUCUAACACACGAAGAAUGAUUGGGGACUAUGAGAAUGAAAUGUGAAUGGAGGGUUACGAGCUGCUCAUGUGUACACACAAAAACACACACAGGCACGCACGGUGAUGUAGUUCCAGUUCCCUCCCUCCGCUAAUCCAUCUAACCAAACGUUUGUUGGCAGCUGUACAAAUUUUGGGACCCCACGCCCCCCCUUUACCCACAACAACGCCAGCCUAGUUUAGAGACUGAAAGAAAACACGCGUUUCCAAGACACGAUGUGGCGCAAGAGAUCCAUUCUUUAAUUCAUGUUACUUUUAUUUGGUUUGUGUUUUGUAUGACGUGCAGCUCCAAGGCCACCCACCUUUUAGGAAGGUCUUUUAGGAAGGUCUGCCAGUGAAGGUCUGCACAAGGAUCAGCGUGUGGUGAGCCUGAUGCACUGAGGAGGCCCUGCAGACCUGGUGCAUCCUGUGCCACAGGGACACGGUAUGAGAAACGAGACGGCACUGUGAAGGAUGCUGGCCAGACGGAGGCAUCUCAUAAUGCAGAUGCCCACGCUUUGACAGGAAAUGUCAGGUUAUGACGUUUGAAAAUGACCGACCUAUGUAAAGACCAUGACCACACAAGUCCUGAUGACGUGCUCUUUAAUAUCCAUACUGAGCUCUUUUAAGUUCGAUAUGCCAAUGUUCACCUUAGUAAUACUGGAGGUGAACUGUUGACCACGGGUUGUCUUAUUUACGUCAUGGAAUUUGACAUGAGCAGUUUUUCUCUUGAGGUCUCAUCUACCAAGUGAAAGCCUGGCUGAAGAUCAGAAAGCUGGAGAGAAAUAAACACACAGAAUGACCCGUCAUGUGGCAUGGUACAAGAAGUCCUGUUACUAAUCUUGUUUACUGUUAAUUUAAAAAGUAAAAAGAAAGAAAGUGAACAUUUGAUGAACACACCACAUGUAAAUAUUGCUGCAAAGUUUUGUACUAUAAAUUGUGUAACUCGUUAAACACAAUGUUGUAGCUGUAUUGCUGUUUUUAUCUAUAACCACCUGGCCAAGACACAAGCGAGUUCUUGUUUGUUGCACUUUUGUCUAUUUCCAA
Molecule: messenger RNA, 2230 nt
Organism: Lampris incognitus (smalleye Pacific opah)
Lineage: Eukaryota; Metazoa; Chordata; Actinopteri; Lampriformes; Lampridae
Gene: ccn2b
Product: cellular communication network factor 2b
Exons: 5
Coding region: 123-1211 (362 amino acids)
Biological process (GO): cell adhesion; signal transduction
Cellular component (GO): extracellular region; extracellular matrix
Molecular function (GO): integrin binding; heparin binding
Source: RefSeq, a predicted model, not a curated record